AUGCAAGCGGUAUGGCAGCGCGAGGCGCGAGGUCAUUGCGCGGUUGAUCCUAAGCUGUCGGCGGCGAACAUCCCGCAAGCGACGCUCGACUUCGCGCAUCGGAUAUUCGAUGCUGCACGGGACAACAACGCUGAGCUGCUGCUGCAGGCUGUCGAUGCUGGCCUGCCUCCGAAUCUCACCAACGACAAGGGGAACACGCUGCUCAUGCUAGCGGCGUACAACGGGCACGCAGAGCUUGUCAAAGAGCUGCUGGCGAGGGGCGCGGACCCGGAUCGCACAAACGAUCAGGGGCAAUCGCCGCUCGCCGGCGCCGUGUUCAAAGGCCACGACGACGUCGUGCGCGUACUGGUGGAAGGCGGGGCCAAUCCGCGCCUCGGGACCCCGACCGCUAUACAGACAGCGCGGCUGUUCAGGAAGGAGGAGCUGCUCAAGGUGAUGGGGGUGACCGAGGACGAUCUGAAGGAGCCGGUGCCAUCGAUCCCGGGGCCGCCGCACUAG
Molecule: messenger RNA, 498 nt
Organism: Trametes versicolor FP-101664 SS1
Lineage: Eukaryota; Fungi; Basidiomycota; Agaricomycetes; Polyporales; Polyporaceae
Product: ankyrin
Exons: 3
Coding region: 1-498 (165 amino acids)
Molecular function (GO): protein binding
Source: RefSeq, a predicted model, not a curated record